CUCCACCGCAUCCCUCUGGACUGUAGAGGCGGCAGCGAGCUAGAGCUCGCGUCUCAGCUCCCGGCCGCAGAGAAGCUGGGCGAGCCCCAGCGCCGGAGGACACCUGGCCCAGCACGGAGGGAAGCUCUGCACGCGGCUGAUGUUGCUAUAAGGACAGAUGCUUCAGACAUGACUGAUGUGGAGGCUGCGGCCAACAAUUUUGCAUCUUCAGCAAGGGCAGGCCGCCGGAAUGCCAUCCCAGACAUCCAGGGUUCUACUGGGACAGGCGGAAUUUCAGGGCUGCCCCUUGAACUGCAGGCCCUCUCCAUCAAAGAAGAUGUACAGAAGAAAAAUGAAGAAGCAACACAAGACCAAUUGGAAAAGCCCCCAAAUGAAGAAAAAUGAAGGCUUGUAAUCUGUCGAAAGUGCUGACUUCCUGCAAGUUAAAAGACUAGUGGUUCUGCUUUCCUGAGAUGUUUGAUCCGGUAGUAACUAUGGUAACAGCACAGCCCUAAGCAACAUGUGUGUACUAGAUAAUUUUGUUGCGAUGCUACUUGCUUGGAUUGCAACCAUGAUGCCCCGUGUUGGUUAUUAAAAGGCAAUUUACUUCCAAACUGCACCCAGGAAAAGGUUAAAAAUGUAUCAUCACUUAAAUACAUAUCAUUGUGUAUAAACUCAAUAAAAUCCACCGCUCUCUUUUGGAUUUAUUUAGCCAGAUGUGUUCUUAAUUCUAUUUUUAUGAUAGUGGGUAAAACAUUUCUUAGUAACUAUAGACUAAACACCAUAAUUAAAAACUUUAUGGAAUUUGUAGCAAAUUAUGUUUUUUUUCUGUUUUAUGGUAAGAAGGAAUAAUAGGUCAAAACCAUAAGGAUAGAAUGUUUGCUUUUAACCAAAUUUUUUUGUCCCAAAUCCUAAAAAGAUUUGGGGAAAAGUCGUAAAAGCUUAACAACCUAAAUCUCUCCAGGAUGCUUUUGUCUGAUGUACGUUGCUUCUGGUCUAUGCAUACUGUGCUUUUUCAUGUGGACUCUUAAAAGGAAAAAAUUGUGACAAAUUGUUUAUAUGUAACAUGCCUAGUAAAUGAAUUUUACUAUCUUCCUUAACUUUGGUGUGUGUAUGUGUCUGUUUUUCUUUAAUGUGAAUUAUGUAAAACACCGUAUUAGUUGCUUUAUACUGUCUUUUCUUAUUCUUAGGGUGAUGUGUAUAUAUGACUAGUUUCUAAAAUAAUUUUCUCAGGAAUGCUGACUUUAAUUUUUAUAUCUUUCCUAAAGUAGGUAACCUAAGAGUAGGCACUUAAAUAUUUGGUGAAUGAUAUAGGUAGAAAUAGCAAAAUACUUGCUUUUAAUAUAUAUUUAAGUAUAUAUUUUAAAUGAAACAAAACCAAAACCAAAGCUUUUGUGUUGAUUUAUUAGACAUUUUAGGAAAAUAAUAGAAUUAUGAAUUUUAAAAUAAUUGACUAAUGAAUUUAUUUUUAUUGUCAAGUACAUAUGCAUGCAUUUUUAUUUUAUUUGAUUAUAACU
Molecule: messenger RNA, 1496 nt
Organism: Artibeus jamaicensis (Jamaican fruit-eating bat)
Lineage: Eukaryota; Metazoa; Chordata; Mammalia; Chiroptera; Phyllostomidae
Gene: PKIB
Product: cAMP-dependent protein kinase inhibitor beta
Exons: 3
Biological process (GO): negative regulation of cAMP-dependent protein kinase activity
Cellular component (GO): nucleus; cytoplasm
Molecular function (GO): cAMP-dependent protein kinase inhibitor activity
Source: RefSeq, a predicted model, not a curated record